Molecule: messenger RNA, 2692 nt
Organism: Drosophila arizonae
Lineage: Eukaryota; Metazoa; Arthropoda; Insecta; Diptera; Drosophilidae
Source: RefSeq, a predicted model, not a curated record
CUAACCGUGCAGACGUUUGAAUAUCACUAAAUAUUUGUAUUGAAGAUCAGCAAUGGGUCUAAGCUUUAGCAAGUCAAAAAAGAAAUAUGAAGUGGAAUCUGCAACAAAGCCAAGUGCAGCUCCAGAGAUUGUGAAUGCAAUGCCCAUCCCCCAGUGGAUUAACGAAGCACAUUUUGUGGAAAUUCUCACCCAAACUGUGCCCCAGUUUUCUAAAAUUCAUAGCUUCAAUAUAAAGCCCGCUAUGGGAGCUGGCGAGAACUAUGCGACCCUCAUGCUAAGAGUGAAUAUCGAUGUAGAACUCAAAGAUAAUACCGUCAAACACAAUUCAUUUAUGAUGAAAGUGCCCCAUGACACUGCUCAAAUGCAAGAAAUGUUGCAAAUGGCCAAUUUCUUCGAUGUUGAGAAUGAGGUCUACAUAGAUCUGAUACCGAAAUUCGAGGAGCUCUACAAGUCCAAAGGCUUAGAUAUAACCCUUGCACCUCGCGCCUACAGAUUCGAUGAAGGCGUCAAGAUCGAGCCCAAACUCAAAAACACUGUUCUCAUGUACGAUCUGGGUCAGGAUGGUUAUAAGAACGCCAAUCGCUUCAAGGGCCUCAACGUAGAACAGGCCGAGUUGGUGCUCAGAAAACUUGCUCAAUAUCACGCCGCAAGCGCUGCCUACAAAAGCAUUCACGGACCAUACACCGAUACUAUUAUGUAUGGCAUGUUUGGUAAAGAUCCUCAGGUAGCUAUAGCUAUAAUGGAGAGAAUGUUUGUGUCGACACAGAACAUUUUCCUAGAUACUCUACAAAACUAUGAAAACUGCGAACAAUAUCACGAGAAGUUGAAAACAUAUUUUUCGAAAAUCAACAAAUUGUUUAUUGAAAUGGGCAUGCCCAAAGCUGAUGAGUUCAAUGUCAUUAACCAUGGGGAUUGUUGGGUCAACAAUUUUCUCUUCAAAUUUGAUCAGUCUGGAAAGGUGCAGGAUAUGCUUUUUGUGGAUUUCCAAAAUCCCAGAUAUGGUCAUCCUACACAGGAUCUUUUAUACUUCAUUAUGACCUCAGUGGACAUACGCUACAAACUAACUUACUUUGACUACUUCGUAAAAUACUAUCACGAUCAGCUGGUUAAGCAUCUCAAGCUGCUCGAUUAUAAGGAGCCUGUACCCAAGUUGAUGGAGCUGCAAAUGGAGACCUAUAAGUAUGGCGGCUGGGCCAUCAUGGCCUGUUAUAUGGUGCUGCCUCUGGUGCUGCUCGAUCCGACGGAGUCGGCCACAUUCGAGAACUUCUUUGGUAACAGUGAGGCAGGAGCAAACUUCAAGAAGCAAAUGUACACGAGCAAACGAUAUAAACGGUACAUCGAACAGAUUCUGCCGUGGUUGGAUAACCGCGGCUUAUUAGAGAUCUGCGAGCCACCGCAAGCAGUCCAAGCUGCAGCUGUGCCAACAAUUCCUUCAGCUGAGAAGGUUGAGAUCGACUCGAGUGUGCCCUCAUGGGUGAACAAAGACUAUUUCGUAAAGCUGCUUAAAGCAGAGAUUCCCGACUUCAAGGAUAUUCGGGAUUUCCGUGUUAAGAAAGCCACCCAAGGGGGUGAUAAUUACGCCUCCAUAAUGCUCUCUGUCGAUAUUGAUUUCCAAACAGUUCAUGAUCAAACAUUGAGUAAGUCUUUCAUGCUGAAAGUUCCACCAGCGAAACAAGCAGAGAUUCUCGACAUGAUGCAAACCUUCAAGAAGGAAAUAGCCAUGUACACCGAUGUCAUUCCGCAGCUGGAGCAGCUAUACAAGCAGGCUGGCCAGUCCGUUGUCUUUGCUCCCAAGAGUUAUAGCCUGCCGAGUAGGCCCGAUUGCGAUCACAUUAUCUUACAGAAUCUUCGUCUAGCGGGCUACAAAAACGCAAAUCGCCUACAGGGACUGAGUGUUAAGGAGACAGAGCAGGUCUUGGCCAAAUUGGCCCUGCUACAUGCCGCGUCCGCACAGCUCUAUGUAACCAAAGGACGCUAUGCUGACUGCCUGGAUAAGUCGAUCUACACUGAGAGCAUACGUCCCGUAUAUGAAAAUGAUUUUGCGAAAGCUUUACUCGCUGCAAAUAUAAAGGCAAUGCGAAGCCUUAAAGGCAGCGAAAUCUUUGGCGAUAAGGUGGCCAAAAUACUGAACAAUAUGUUCGAUUAUGAAAUCAAAGCAGGCGUCUAUGAUGAAACCCAAUUCAAUUGCAUCAAUCAUGGCGAUUGCUGGACAAACAAUGUGAUGUUCAAAUACAAUGCAGAGGGCGAGAUUACGGACACACUCUUUGUGGACUUCCAGAGAUCGACCUUCAACAGUCCCGCCGUUGAUUUGUAUUACCUACUAAUGUCCUCACCUAGUCUAGAUAUAAAGCUUGAGAAAUUCGAUUACUUUAUACGCUACUAUCACACCGAGCUGCAGCGCAAUCUGGAGUUGUUAAAGUAUCCCCGACACAUACCAACGCUCAGCGAGCUCCAUACCAUUCUGCUGAAGAAUCCCUUGAGCGCCGUAACUACAACGGCGCUGAUAAUGCCGGCGGUACUGGUCGAUCCCACCGAAAAUGCGAGCAUUGAUACCAUGAUGGGCACCAAUGAGGAGAGCCAGGAGUUUAAAAAUAAGCUCUAUUGCAACGACAGAUAUCGUAAACAUGCUGAGGCGAUCUAUCCUUGGCUAAAUAGCAAAGGCCUCUUAGAUCUUGAGUAAAAUUUUACUGGA